AAUCAGUGAAUGCACCAAGAUGAAAAUCGUUGUUUCACUAAGUCUAUUCGUUGGUCUUGCAUCUGCCACCUUUCCUACCAGACCCUAUAGUAAUUAUGGCGGAGGGUAUAUGCAAGCCUUACCUGCAAGAAUUACUUCCCUUACCAUGAGUUUUCCUCAAGGAAACCCCUUCAGGCCUGGUGAAAACUUCGUGGAUUUGGGAAGAACAGGUCCAUACUAUCUUGGAAAUCGACACAGAGGAUACACAAUUUACCCAACCCAUGGAAUCAGUCACGCGUACAACAGGAUGUUUGGUGGAGGAAACUUUGGCGGCGGACUUCUAGGAGGAAACAUGAGAGGAGGAUACCUGGGUGGAAAUCUAGGUGGUGGGUUUCUUGGAGGAAACUUAGGAGGUGGAUUUCCCGGAGGUAACUUAGGAGGUGGAUUUCCCGGAGGUAACUUAGGAGGUGGAUUUCCCGGCGGUAACUUAGGAGGUAGAUUUCUAGGAGGACAUUUUGGCGGUAGAUUCCAUGGUAAACGAAAAUGGUAAAAAGAAAAACAUGAUGGUUCCUUGUAUGUAUUUUGCAAUAUAUUGUAUGUUGGACUUUGUGAACAGUAAAAAAUUACGAAGACGUAUCCGUUGAUCAGUUUAUGAUUAAAUCCA
This is a messenger RNA of Ostrea edulis (European flat oyster), 643 nucleotides long. RefSeq names its product keratin, type I cytoskeletal 10-like. The transcript is spliced from 2 exons. The record is from RefSeq and is a predicted model, not a curated record. Bases 20 to 529 code for a protein of 169 amino acids. Lineage: Eukaryota; Metazoa; Mollusca; Bivalvia; Ostreida; Ostreidae.